ACCGCGCGCGCGGGCCAUGUCCGCCUUCUGCCUGGGCUUGGCCGGCCGCGCUUCAGCACCCGCCGAGCCGGACAGCGCCUGCUGCAUGGAGCUGCCCGCCGCGGCCGGGGACGCACUCGCGAGUCCAGCCGCCGCCGCCCUCAUCUCCUUCCCCGGAGGCCCGGGGGAGCUGGAACUGACGUUAGAGGAGGAGCUGGCGCUGUUGGCGGCCGGGGAGCGGCCGUGCGACCCCGGGGAGCAUCCUCAGGCCGAGCCCGGGCCUUUGGCCGAGGGGGCCGGGCCGCAGUCGCCACCCACUCAGGAUCCCGAGCUGCUGUCGGUGAUCCAGCAGAAGGAGAAGGAUCUGGUUUUGGCAGCCAGGCUGGGCAAGGCGCUGCUCGAGAGGAACCAGGACAUGAGCCGGCAGUACGAGCAGAUGCAUAAGGAGCUGACGGACAAGUUGGAGCACUUAGAACAAGAGAAACACGAACUAAGAAGACGAUUUGAGAACCGAGAAGGGGAAUGGGAAGGGCGAGUGUCCGAGCUGGAGAGUGAUGUGAAACAGCUUCAGGAUGAGUUGGAGAGGCAGCAAGUUCACCUGCGGGAAGCAGAUCGAGAAAAAACACGGGAGGUGCAGGAACUGUCCGAACAGAACCAAAGGUUACUGGAUCAACUCAGCAGGGCAUCAGAAGUUGAGAGACAGCUCUCCAUGCAAGUCCACGCCCUCAGAGAAGACUUCCGAGAGAAAAACUCUUCAACCAACCAGCACAUCAUCCGGCUUGAGAGCCUGCAGGCUGAGAUCAAGAUGCUGUCAGACCGGAAACGGGAGCUGGAGCAUCGUCUCAGCGCCACCUUGGAGGAAAAUGACCUGCUCCAAGGGACUGUGGAGGAGCUGCAGGACCGGGUGCUGAUCCUGGAAAGGCAGAGCCAUGACAAAGACCUACAGCUGCAUCAAAGCCAGCUGGAGCUCCACGAGGUGCGGCUCUCCUGCCGGCAGCUGCAGGUGAAGGUGGAAGAACUCACUGAGGAGAGGAGUCUGCAGGGCUCUGCCACCACCAGCACAUCCCUCCUGUCAGAGAUAGAGCAGAGCAUGGAGGCCGAGGAGCUGGAGCAGGAAAGAGAGCAGCUGAGACUGCAGCUCUGGGAAGCCUACUGCCAGGUUCGCUAUCUCUGCUCACACCUUCGAGGAAACGACAGUGCUGACUCAGCCGUCUCCACAGACUCCUCAAUGGACGAGUCUUCAGAAACCUCAUCCGCCAAGGACGUGCCAGCCGGCAGCUUGCGCACUGCCCUCAACGAGCUCAAGAGACUGAUACAGAGCAUUGUGGAUGGCAUGGAGCCCACGGUGACGCUGCUGAGUGUGGAGAUGACUGCCCUGAAAGAGGAGAGAGACCGACUCAGAGUGACAUCUGAGGAUAAGGAGCCAAAGGAACAGCUUCAGAAGGCCAUCAGGGACCGGGAUGAGGCCAUUGCAAAGAAGAAUGCUGUGGAGCUGGAACUCACCAAGUGCAGGAUGGACAUGAUGGCUCUGAACAGCCAGCUGCUGGACGCCAUUCAGCAGAAACUGAACCUCUCGCAGCAGCUUGAGGCUUGGCAGGACGACAUGCACAGGGUCAUUGACCGGCAGCUGAUGGACAAGCAUCUGAAGGAGCGGAGUCUGCCGGCGUCUUCCUUCUCCAGGGGCCACGGCACAGGGCGGGGGGAUGAGCCCGGCGCUGCUGAAGGCAAACGGCUCUUCUCGUUCUUCAGAAAAAUUUAA
Trichechus manatus latirostris (Florida manatee) is the source of this 1738-nucleotide messenger RNA. It is a transcript of the gene BICDL1, whose product is annotated as BICD family like cargo adaptor 1. The transcript is spliced from 9 exons. The coding region runs from base 17 to 1738 and encodes 573 amino acids. The record is from RefSeq and is a predicted model, not a curated record. NCBI's taxonomy places the organism in Eukaryota, Metazoa, Chordata, Mammalia, Sirenia, Trichechidae. Gene Ontology annotation, biological process: vesicle transport along microtubule; Golgi to secretory granule transport.